Caenorhabditis elegans is the source of this 1904-nucleotide messenger RNA. It is a transcript of the gene npp-2, whose product is annotated as Nuclear pore complex protein Nup85. The transcript is spliced from 6 exons. The record is from RefSeq and is marked reviewed. Bases 1 to 1797 code for a protein of 598 amino acids. Lineage: Eukaryota; Metazoa; Nematoda; Chromadorea; Rhabditida; Rhabditidae. Gene Ontology annotation, cellular component: nuclear pore; nuclear membrane.
AUGACGGAUGUCGCUCGAGAAUUCGGGAUAGCUGUCAGCGACUCCUCCACGGUCUUCGCCUUCCUAACAGAUAAAAAAGGAUUUUCAAAUAAAGAAACAGUCUUGGUCGAGAAAGUUUCACAAAAUCGACAAAUUCUUGCGACACCAAAUCUCAGACGACUUGUUAUCGAAAUGUAUUCUGUAUUUGAUAAAUGUCAAAAAGGCUCCUCACCUGAUGCACCUCUAGACACGCCUACUUGCUGCACAUUCUCUCGAGCUUAUCGUUCAGUUCUCUACAAUGCCGCCGUGUCUCACAGCAGUUCCGACUUCAUGACAGACUUUGCUUUGUGGUCACUUUACGAGAAAUUAUGGUUUGGAAGAGGUGAUAGCUCGAUAUGUGCGGAUCUUAUUUCAUGGGCCAAUCAGAGCUUCACGUUUUCUAGAGGAGCCAUGGAAUCAGCUGUGGAAUAUCUGCAUCCGGGGAAGACGAUUCCAGAAGAAUAUUGGAAGGGAGUAGCAGUCAGCUUGCUUAGUUGCAAUUUCAGCGAUUGUGUUGAACUGUUGGAGCUACAUGGAGGCGGAUCAGAAUGUGAUGCAUUCAUUGAGGCUCUCACAUUCUUCAAUCCCGAAAACUUAGUCGACGAAGCAUUAGCUAACACAGUAAAUGAAUGGAAGGAUAUCAUGCGUGAAAAUUUGACAAGUGGGAAGUACGGGAGCAACGAAAAUUUCAAAUAUCUUACGAAGCUCCUACUCGGUGAGGAACGAUACCUCGUAUCUAUGGCUUCACGGAUUUUCGACACGUGGUGGCAUUUUCUGCCAUUCUUUGUGCUUGUCAAGAAUCCAUUCGCCGGACAUGUCGAGCUCAUUGAGCUAGCUGAUGAGUGUAGAACACUAUUCGUUGGAGAAGAGGAAGAGGAGGGUGCAAAGGAAAAUGAUGUAUUCUGGUGUCUUAUUUCGAAGGAUGAUAUUAACUUUCAACAGUUGAUUGCCUCGAAUCCCUGGCUCGCAGUUCACCUGGUUGAUCUUAUUCACAAAUCCACAUUGGAUCCCGAGUUUGAAGUGAUGAGGAAAAUGCACAUGUUGGACUACGCCAGUGUUCUUAUCUCUCAUUCUCCUCUGUGGGAAAUCGGAGCCGGAUAUCUUAUUGCGUGUGGUACCGAAGGACUUCUACGUCUCGAAACACACAUCGAAGGGCUUCACAUUGAGGAUGAUGAGAUGGCUGAGCAGUUGCUGGAAAUAUGUGAAGAGCAUCGACUGGAAGACGCGAAAAGUUGUGUGACAAAUACAAUGACUUUCCGGUAUCUGAAGCAAGGACAUUGGAGUUCAACACUCGCUUGGGCGUUGAAAACUGGAUCCAAAAAGACAAUUGACUGGACAGUAUCUCGAAUUGUUGGUUCAAGUUCGAAGGAUGAAUUGGCUGCAUUAAGAGUUUUAUCUUCAAUAACCAAUCAUUCUGUACUCUCACUUCCAUCUCUUACCUUCCUCUACUCUUAUCAACGAUUUGUGAAGAUGAUGCACUGUGGUGAUGUACUGGACUGUGUUCAACAUCUGAUACCGCUUAUUAUGAUGCCUGAUGUUCCAACUCAGUAUUACUAUGAUCUCUUCGAUUAUUUAAUCACGAUUAUCAAAGAGGAUGGGCGUGCUGGAAUCCGAUUUUCCAAGGAGAUUCUCUAUGAGCUCUCAACCUUUUUGUCAACGUUUACGCUUGAUAAACAUCGAGAUUUGAAUGAUAAUUAUAUGAAAAAGGUGAAAGUGCUCAAAAAGAUGGUAAUGCUCAAGUUGACAGACUCGAUUGCGAAAGGAAUUGCGUGCUCUUGAAUAAUUUAUGAAUUAAUUUUAUUUUAUUUACAUUUGCCGAUGUUCUUUUUUGUUCUGGGAUCUCAGAAAAUUUAAUUUUUUGUAUGUGAAUAAGGAUCACAUCUCUU